Molecule: messenger RNA, 3268 nt
Organism: Vespa mandarinia (Asian giant hornet)
Lineage: Eukaryota; Metazoa; Arthropoda; Insecta; Hymenoptera; Vespidae
Product: protein croquemort
Cellular component (GO): membrane; cytoplasm
Molecular function (GO): scavenger receptor activity
Source: RefSeq, a predicted model, not a curated record
AGCCUGUUGAUCCAUAGCGCUCGCCAGUUGUAGACGCAACGGACGACGCGUCGUAUUAAGAAAGAGAAUUCGGUCAUUAAAACACUUAUUGUACAUACAUACCAAAACAUUUCUUUUCUUAUCAUCUACUUUCAAAAGUGAUACGAUUGGAUACUCUUCAAAGUGAAGCUUAUUUACAAACGGAUUUAUUAAGAUACUUCGCUAGUGUAACUUCUUCGGAUCUUGCGAAUAUUGCGUAAAUAUUCUAGACCCAAAGAGCAGUGAGAGUAAUAGCUCGGUCAGCAGUAGUGUGAAUCAGCAAGCGGAAAAGCAACGGGGUGAAGUGAGAGAGGUAAUCGAGAAGGAGACCGACGGUCAUUGAGUUCAGGGUGCACAUGCUGAGAAGACGAGAAAUAGUGAACGUUAAAAUUUACUAUACGUCGUCGUCGUCAUCGUUGUCGUCGUCAUCGUUAUCGAAAUGAUGCCUUGGAUUAAUAAAUCGGUCAGUUUUGGAAUUGCUGGAGGACUCUUAAUUAUUUUGGGAGCCUUUUUGUCUUUUUUUUCGUCGACCAUCUUUGAUCAAAUUCUUAAAAAGGAAUUGGUAUUUUCCGAAGAUUCAAAGAGCUUCAAUAUAUGGAAGGAUACGAGUAGUCUGCCGCAUAUGUAUUUAAACAUUUAUUUCUUUAAUUGGACGAAUCCAGAAGAAAUAACUAUACCCGAAAAGAAACCGAAUCUAGUUCAAGUCGGUCCGUACAGCUUUAUAGAGGUAAGACAGAAAGUAAAUAUUACGUUUCAUCCUGAGAAUGACACUGUUAGUUAUUUUCAACAACGAUGGUGGUACUUUGAUCAAGAACGCUCUAAUGGAACAUUACAAGAUAAUAUAACACAACUCAAUGUUGUCGCAGUGUCGGCUACGCACAAAAUACGAUACUGGUCUUAUUUCAUGCAAAAUACCUUCUCCUACAUUCUUAGCUCAAAAUCAAAUUUAAGUGUAACAAAGACGGUGGGCGAGCUAUUAUUCACUGGUUACGAGGACACAAUAAUUAAUAUGGGAAAAGUCGCCGUUGCUGAUGAGGUGCCACCCUUUGAUCGCUUCGGUUGGUUUUAUAUGAGAAACGGUUCAUCAGAAUUUGAUGGUCACUUCAACAUGGAUACUGGUAAUAGCAAUAUCAGUAAUUUAGGUGUUUUGAGAAAUUGGAAUUACAAGGAUACCAUAAAGUAUUUUAAAACUCCUUGCAAUAUAAUCGAAGGAAGCGCUGGUGAAUUUUGGCCUCCGUAUCAAAAUGAAGACGAGAUCAAUUUGUUUAGUUCGGAUAUAUGCAGAUCAUUGUUAUACGAAUUUGAAAAAAAGACCACGUACAUGGAAAUCGAGGGCAAUCAAUAUGUUCUGGGUGAGAAAACUUUAGGAAACAAAACAAGAAGGCGUUAUCCUCACAACCAGGCAAAAUAUUUUGAGCGAACAACCACGACUGAGAAUUUCUUUGAGUCAGAACACUCGAUGGAAGUUACGCAGAUGCCCGAGGACAACGAUGAUCCCGAUCUAGUAAAUCUUAGCAACUGUUAUUGCAACGGCGAAUGUAAUCCCAGCGGUUUAAUAAAUAUAACUGCCUGUCGUUACGGGGCACCGGUCUUCGUCAGUCUUCCUCAUUUUUAUAAAGCUGACCCUAUUCUAAGCAAACAGGUCAUAGGGAUGAACCCUAAGGAAAAAGAUCACAAUUUCUACAUUACUUUAGAACCCACGACGGGAAUUCCUUUAGAAGUAGCGGCUAGAUUGCAAAUUAAUGUACUCCUUCAACCGUCGCAAAUCGUAUCGCUUUUCAAUAACGUCCCCAAGACAUACUUUCCUAUAUUCUGGUUCUCUAUGAAGGUGAACAUUCCUAAAGAAUUGGCUUCCGAUCUGAAAUAUUUCCUUCUAAUAUCAAGCUUGUUUUUCUACAUUGGUGUGAUCAUAAUGAUACUGGGAAUGUUAAUACUUAUCUCUAUUUUCAUAUAUCACAUCAUGAAAAGAAUUCACAAAAAUCACGAACAACUGAAAUUGAAUAUCACAAAUAUUUCUUCGGAAAAGACUGCAGAAUCGAUUUACAUAGAUAAACCGAAUCACGAUGAAGACAGUCACGUUAGAAGUGAUCGUCGAUUGUAUCCAAAACUCUAUUGAAGGGCUUCCAUAUUUUUCUCCGCCAACAAGUUGUACUUGUGCCAAUCUUGGGCGAAUUUUACGGUCAAUUAUCGAAGAUCCGUCUAAUAUGUUUCGAAGGUAGCUUUUUGAUCGAGGUCGAUUUAAUUGACCGAUAGGAAAGUUUAUCCUUAUCGAAGAAUUACCGUCCUCAUUUGAAUCGGAAAAGUAUAUAAAUAUAUAUAUAUAUAUGUAUAUAUAUAUAUAUAUACAUAGUCAAAUAUUUUUAUACUUUUAUGAGAAAGAAUGUGGAGAGUAGACGAAAAAGGAAAAGAAUUUUGAAUUUCAGAAAAAUAUCUUUCCAUCGUCGAACAUUUACAUUCUUUAAGGCCAAUGAGAUUCAUUUUCUUUUCAUUUCCUUUGAACGAGGAUUUUACAAAUAAUGUAAAGACGAUAAACUCCUCACAUUUGAAUACAUUCCUAACAUAGAAAUUAAUUGAUCGAAAUCAUAAAAUGAUAGAAUUUAAGACUGACAGCUGUGUAAAUUGUUUUAAUUGUAAUGAUUAUAUUUUUAACUAAAGAAAAACGAGAAAAAUAGAAAGGCAAUGUUAUGUUUCGAAUAUUAUUUCCUAUAUGGAAUUUCUAAAGACUUAUAAAUGUUCUAACAAAAUAUUUUCUAGAUUUCAAUAUUAAAAAUGCAUUUUCUAAAAUUCGAUAUUAAAAAAUAUAUAUGUAAUAGAAGGAUUUAUAUAGGUUAUUAAAGAAGAUUAAUCGAUCGCAUAAUAGAUUUUUAUAUUAUAAUCGUAUCUUGUUCUUAUAAAUUUUGUUAAAAUAAUAAUGAAAUGGAUAUUAUUAAUAAUACCAUUUUAAUAAAAGUAAUAAUUUGAUAGAUUUGUCUGAUAAAUCAUGAUAUUUUCUUCAUCAUAAAAUUAAUACAUGACACGUUAAAGAAUCUGAAAAAUUGUGCCAAACAUUUUUUUAGUAGUCCAUAAUAUACAAUGGUUAAGACUAUACUUUUUUAAUAUUAAUACUUAUUUUUAUUAGAUAGAUGGAAACGAUUGAAUGAAAUGUUCAUAUCUAUGGUGUAGUGCAAUCAUAUUAUAUAUCAAAGGUGUACAAACUGUAAUGAAAUAUCGCGUAAAGAAGGUACAAAAGAAUAAAUGUUAUUAAAGCUUG